AUGAGAUUCAUCAGCAUCGAAAAUUACACCAUAUGCUGCGGCGAUGGUGAUGAGAAGAAAGUAGGUGGCUGCGCGAUAGCUACGAGAAAUUGGUGGAGGAACUUGGCUCAAUGUCGUCUAGACGCCUUUCUACGACUACGGAAUCGCAGAGGACAUAAACUUUGGAUCGCAAGUGCUCACGCACCUACGGAAACCGCUGAGGACAACAGUAAGGGCACCUUCUAUGAUGAACUCAAUGCGUUGAUGUCUAAAACACCAAGCCAGCAGGUGGUGAUUGUCGGAAUCGACGCAAAUGCGAAGAUGGGAUUAGAACAACUAUCCGAUGUGCUAGGAAAAUGGUAUCAUCCAACGGAGCGCACGUCGGACAACGGUCUGGUUGAGUUGUGCGAACAGACGGGCCUCAUCAUCGCUUCCACGCAACCAUUUUAA
This is a messenger RNA of Necator americanus (New World hookworm), 429 nucleotides long. RefSeq lists its product as uncharacterized. The coding region runs from base 1 to 429 and encodes 142 amino acids. The transcript has a single exon. NCBI's taxonomy places the organism in Eukaryota, Metazoa, Nematoda, Chromadorea, Rhabditida, Ancylostomatidae. The record is from RefSeq and is a predicted model, not a curated record.